Messenger RNA from Adineta steineri, 1287 nucleotides. The record is from the annotation of a GenBank genome assembly. Lineage: Eukaryota; Metazoa; Rotifera; Eurotatoria; Adinetida; Adinetidae.
AUGUUUCUAACGACUACAUCAGCAGAACGACCAGGUUCAGCAUCUUUAGUUCGAUAUGGUACACGACAACGUUUGCAACAUUCAACUACUCGACGAGUCCAUGUAGUAGAGAAUCUAAACAAUCUUGUUAGUGUUGAUAGCAAAAGAAAUUCUUUAUCAACUUUAACAGCAGCUUUCAUAGAGGCUAAUAAACAAGCAAAUGAAAAUAAUCAAGAUCAAUCAAAUACACACCAAGAUUUACCACCAAGUCCUUCAUUAAAACAUUUAAUAUUCAAAAAAGUUCAUCCUGAUCCAAUUAAAGUUAAUAUUCGUUGUAUAUUCCUACGUGUUGGUGAAAUUGAUACAUUAAAUGAACGUUUUUAUGCUGAAUUAUUACUUGAAGCAUCUUGGGAAGAAAAAUCAUUUAAAGGUUUACAAACACGAUCAUUUGAUCCUUCUGUAAACUGGACACCUGAACUUGAAUUAAUGAAUGGAAUCGGAGAAUUAGAUCAUGAUAUUACAUAUAGUGUCCAUUAUGACAAACAAGGUUUAGCAACUAUUACUGAACAUCAUCGAUUGAAAGGUACAUUAUGGGAACGUAUGGAAUUACAUCAUUUUCCUGUUGAUGUUCAAGAAUUAUCAUUAUCUAUAACAACAUCACAUUCAAUUAAAGAAAUGAUUUUUACUAAAAAUAUAAAACAACCAUCGGGUGUUAAUCGACGUAUAUUUACAGAUGAACAAGAAUGGUAUUUAUUUGAACAUGUUGAUAUUAAAGUAACAGAACAAAUUGAUGAAUAUCUUGAUGAUCAAUAUAAUCAUUCAGUUGUUAUUUGUUCUUCUCAUGUAGCACGUAAAUACGGAUAUUUUAUUUGGAAUGCAUAUUUUCUUAUUUUUCUUAUUACAUCAGCAAGUUUUACGACAUUUCCAAUACCACUAACAAAUACGAUUUCUUAUUUGACAGCAGUUGAUGUCUAUGCAAUCGGAAGUAUAUUUUCACUUUGUCUUCUUAAUAUUUAUCAUGGUGUGAUUGGUUAUAUUAACUAUCGUAUGUCAGGAAAUAUAUCAGGCACUACAACUAGUUCAGAAUAUGUAUUGACUGUUGAUCGAUGGGCUCUUGUAGUUUUUACAAUAUGUUUUUGUGCCUAUCAGAUUGGUACACUUAUUUGGACCUAUUUAGUACCAUUAAAAAAACGUCGAAUAAUGUUUGUAAAAGACAAUAAUAAUCGUUUUCAAAUUGAAUCAACAUAUAAUGGAAAAAUCAAUUUUGUUAAUAUUGUACAAAGAACAGAAGGCAAUAAAUUGAAUUAA